GAUCCUUCCUCCCGAUCAUGAUGGAACAACCUUCAUAGUAGCCAUGGCCAACCUGCCCGGCCACAGCCACUGAUCUGGCGCAGCUAUUAACUCCCUUCCCUCCUCCCUCCUCGUGCACUUUUCAUCUUAACGCCUCUGAUGGAGUGAACACAUCGUUCAUAUUUAACGGACGGCCAUGCGCAAGAGAGAUAGAGCGCGAGAGAGAACGAGAAAGAGAGUGAGCUUUCCGUGUCGUCUGACUUUCUAGACCUGCUGUCCUCCUUAUGAACUGGCCGUUAGUUUUUUGCGUCGGUGUGGUAUGGAAAGGGAUCAAUUGAGCGCAGGGGGAGGUUAAUAGAUUCGAGGUUUGGUUUGGAGCUGGUUGAAGCGUCUUGACGAAGUGGCUCAGAGUACAUGCUGCGUUAACUCUGAGUGAGGCUGUUGCGGUUGUGGUGGUUGAAGAGAGUGCUGCAGAUGGUGAUUAGUUAGUCCUUUCCCUCCACUUUUCUCGCUCCUCUUCUUUCUACAAGGAGAACGGUUGGGUAAUGAUGGGAUGACAAUGCUUCAUCCGUACCGCAUGUGUCUCUGCAGAAUUCUUAUGCAGCCUUCACUAGGAAUUCUGCUCGCUGUGGGAAGUGCUUCUUUGUACUUGUUCGAACAGUACCUCAGCAUAGCUACUAACAUAACCUUCUCUGUUGUUGCAAGGACAGAGAAUAAUUGUAUUUGGACAGUCUAAUACAUGUUCAUUUGAGGAUAUUUGAGGAAAUUGAUAUUAAAAACGAACAGUUACAAUCCUACUCCUAGCCUUAGAGCAACAUAGAGUCUCUGGUAUUGAGCGAACGAGAUCAACGUUUACUUGUUUCUUCUGCGGUUAUCGGCCUGGACCUGGGUGGAAGUGGACAUUAAGUGCAUCCUUGAAGGAGUCAGAAAACUCAUGAUCUAUAAUACUUGUUUGUGAGCCAAGGGUACAUCGUUUUAAAUUUCAUUUUGAACGGUAUCCUUCGUAUGCACAUAGCAAAUAGGUUGUCGCUCGGCGUGUGGACAAUAUACCAGAAGUGACCGUGAAAGUGGCGUCCAUGCCUAACCUAUACAGAUCUAGAAUCUUACUGUACACAAAGAGACUCUUCUUCCUGCUCCUUUGUUGAGCAUAUAUACCAAAGAUUAUAUGGUACUCAUAGAAUGAUCAAAUCCUUCCGCCUGCAUUUCAUUCGAUUAUCGGUUGUGGACUCUGCUUGUUGCCAUUCGGAGCACGUUUAUGACAAAUGUCUAGUUACGUCACAGCUCUCGUCAUUUGAAUUUAAAAUUAUUUUAAACCGAUGGAGUAGUUUCAAUUAGCCCUUGUUCACGGUAUCGGCAAUGAGCUAUUUAGUUCUUUUCUGAGACUUACACACUGGCGCAUUCCUGGUAGAAGCCACAACAUGUUGAUUUGCUCAGCGAAACGACUACUCGGAAGCAGAAGUUCCCUUGCAAAAUAUCGCAAUGGCGCACACUCAAAAUUUGCACGUCACUCUGCAGUCCUUUAUCCAGAUGGGAGGAGCCCCGCCUUUAAAGAGGAGUGCAGAUUUGCUGCCUUGGAUGACGCAGGUUCCAAUUUCUCGAGCGGUAUAUCGAAAUGGGGAAUCUUGUGGAAGCAUCGAAUGCAUAGCACCACGGGAAUUCGGCUGGAAGAGCCGUUACAGAAAAGUAUGACAGAAAUUGUGCCUCGCUUGGCUUUAGUACCAUCAGAUAUCCGCUAUGAGGACCUAGUUAUCACAAGAUCAGAACACAUACAGGUUAAACCAAAACUAGAUGCGACGACACUGAGGUUUGGAGCGGUGUACAGUGACCACAUGCUGCAAGCUUCAUGGAGGGAAGAGUUGGGAUGGACGGCCCCUUCAAUUGACCCAUUGAGCUCUGUUUCUCUUCAUCCAUGUGCACAGGUUCUGCACUAUGCAGUUCAAUGCUUUGAGGGAAUGAAAUGCUAUAAAGGAAAGGAUGGCCGAUUGAGACUUUUUCGGCCUGACAUGAACAUGGAUCGUUUCGCUCAUUCCGCUGAUCGUCUCACUUUGCCUCAAUUUGAUAAGGUAGAAUUGCUGGAAUGUAUUAAAGAGCUUCUGCGAAUCGAGCGUGACUGGGUUCCCGACGAAGAGGGGUUUUCAAUUUACAUUCGACCACUGUUGAUUUUUGUCACUCACCCAUUUCUCGGGGUUUGUCCUACAAGAGAGGCCAUGUUAUUUGUUAUCCUAUCACCAGUCGGCCCUUAUUUUCCCAGCGGCCUGAAACCUAUUAAACUCUAUGUAGAAACACAGAAUGGACGUGCAUUUCCCGGAGGCGUAGGAGAUACGAAGAUCGGUGGUAAUUACGCCCCAACUUUACUGCCUCAACUGAAUGGUACUCAGUUAGGCUGUUCGCAAGUAUUGUUCGUGCUGCAAGAUGGGAAUCCUGGGGGCGGCCUCGUUGGGGAGUCAAGUUCUAUGAAUGUGUUUUUCCUCAUCCAGCAAGACGGCGAGAAUAGAGAGCUAGAACUAGUGACUCCUCCUUUGGAUGGUCUCAUACUGCCAGGAAUUACGAGGGACUCUGUGCUCACACUUGCCCGGGGAUUUGGAAACAUGAAGGUUUCGGAGAGACCUCUUCGUUUUAAUGAGCUGGAGGGGGCGGCGGAAAAUGGUCGAUUAUUGGAGGUCUUCGGUACAGGGACAGCGUGCAUGGUGCAGCCAGUGAUGGGCCUUGUCAUGAAAGAUCAGACUGAGAUCGUGGUUCCUUUUAAUAAUGAAGCUGCUGAGUAUUGGCUAGCAAAACCACCUGGGACAGCUGGUCUCCCUCAUUCAUCAGCGGGAGAGCCACUAAGUGUUUGUGGGCGUCUAACCAGAGCACUUCUGGAUGUACAGCACGGGCACGUCGAUAGUAAGUGCUUUGACUCAACUCAAGCUGUGUGAGAAUUCACGCUAGCCAGCUAUGGAUAAGGCCCUAGCGACGGAGAUUCACCCACAAUGCCAUCCCAAGCAAGUGCUGAAGGAUCACUUGGUCAGAAAAAGGCAGCAGGUUCAGUAUUAAAUGUGUUUGAGGGUGCAGAUAGAACUGCUUGGAGCUUAGGAUGAGAAGCUUCAAACGAUUAGCAAUCGUUGGGCGACCGGGCACAGAUUCCACGGCUGAGUGGGUGUAAUCCAGAAGAUGAGAAAUAUUCCUGCUUCGAGUGCAGCCUCCUUUACUCAUUGAAUACCUUACCCUUACUUUGACUAUGGAAUCGGAACCAUUCCUUCUCAAAGGAAGAAAGCUUAAAAUUAGAUAUAAAAGACACAGAAAGGAUACUGUGGCAUGAAACGAUGACUCAUCGAAGAGUCAUCCAGAAAUUGGUCAUCCAGUAAAUCAGGAGUCUGGGAAGAAGCAUUCUAUCAUAGAUUCUCCACCUGGAAGAAAUAUGUUCACCUUGAGGCUCCUCAGGAAUUAAUUCCUUUUCAGCCCAGCUCCAGUCAAAAGCGUUGGGACAAUGCAUGGGCUCAUCACCGUUUCUGAAGGUGGAUCUGCAGUAAGUGUGGUAGCGUGCCGAAACAUAUCAGACGCUGCAGCCAACAAGAUUGGAUGGAUCCAUCCGAGAAACCAACCUGCUGUUUCAACACAUACACGUUACGAGCGCAGAAUGUGAAAUGGUGGGAAAUAUAACCAUCAGUACGAAGUGCGAGGAGAAUACUUUCACGGUAAGUCCAUACAGGAUUGAAGCAACACAAAGAAGUCCAUAAAGCUGCAUGUAGUUGAUAGGUGAGGUCAGCACACAAGGAACGCCCAAAAGUCUUAAGCCUCCCCACAGUCAGCAAUAGCGGUUGUCGUGGAAUGCAAGAAAGACACAGUUCGAACUUGCUAUUGAUAGUGAUGCUAAUUCGAACCUGUUCCGGCUUUAGAAUUCCUCUACAACGCAGCUGAUCAUCUCAAAUUUCAACAUAUUUAACAUAAUUAACCGUGCUUUCCAGACUCUACCAA
Messenger RNA from Physcomitrium patens, 3933 nucleotides. RefSeq lists its product as uncharacterized. Gene Ontology annotation, molecular function: branched-chain-amino-acid:2-oxoglutarate transaminase activity. NCBI's taxonomy places the organism in Eukaryota, Viridiplantae, Streptophyta, Bryopsida, Funariales, Funariaceae. The record is from RefSeq and is a predicted model, not a curated record. Gene Ontology annotation, biological process: branched-chain amino acid metabolic process.